Messenger RNA from Aplosporella prunicola CBS 121167, 590 nucleotides. RefSeq lists its product as uncharacterized. The transcript has a single exon. NCBI's taxonomy places the organism in Eukaryota, Fungi, Ascomycota, Dothideomycetes, Botryosphaeriales, Aplosporellaceae. The record is from RefSeq and is a predicted model, not a curated record. Bases 293 to 484 code for a protein of 63 amino acids.
CUGUGGGAUUGUACAGAAGGAUGUUGUUGGAGCGGCGCUGGGCGGCCGUAGUUGAGGGUGGGCGCUGGGUUAGGGCGUUAGUCGGAUAUGAACGGAAAAGGGAGGAGGGAGCACGUUUGGGGGUCGGCGGAAGUGGAUUUAUUGCUGCACGGGGCCCGGAGACAUUGGCAUUGGGAGAGAAGAGAGGAGAAGGGGAGAGCUACUCUGACGCCCGGAGCAGCCAUGAUGGCCAUUUUGUUGACUACGACUGAGAGAAGAGGAGAAAGGGAAUGAGAGAGAGAGUAAGGAAUGUAUGAAGAAGAGGAAGAAGAAGAAGAAGAAGAAGAAGAAGAAGAAAGAAAAAGAAGAAAUAUUAAGAAUUGGUCACGGAUACAGCCAGGUUGGACAUUCAGGGUCGAGUUUGAGAGUACAGCAUGACGAGAAGGGAAAAGAAGAAAGACGGCGGCACGGCGCGGGCGGUGCGGGAGAUUCAUAUGCUAGCUGAGGAGACUAGAGGCCAUAGACUUCAGCUCUAGAAUCCAUCACACGAACGGUACGCCAAAGGCGCCACCGGGACAAAGCUGUGGCGCCAGGGUCAGCAGCGGAAGGAA